Cladophialophora yegresii CBS 114405 is the source of this 1122-nucleotide messenger RNA. RefSeq lists its product as uncharacterized. The record is from RefSeq and is a predicted model, not a curated record. The transcript has a single exon. Gene Ontology annotation, molecular function: oxidoreductase activity, acting on the CH-OH group of donors, NAD or NADP as acceptor. Bases 1 to 1122 code for a protein of 373 amino acids. NCBI's taxonomy places the organism in Eukaryota, Fungi, Ascomycota, Eurotiomycetes, Chaetothyriales, Herpotrichiellaceae.
AUGACAUCUCCGUCCACCCCUUCCGCGGGCACUCCUCCCCCACCCCCAGCGCGCCCCCUCCAUGGCCGCAUCGCCGUCGUCACGGGCUCAUCAUCCCCCGUUGGCGCCGCCGUCGCCCUGGCCUUAGCCGCGCAGGGGUGCUCGCUCUUCUGCAUCGACGUGGCUCCGACGGGGCCGCGGCAGGGCCAAAACCACGGGCAAAGCAUCGGCACUAGCAAUACCACGCGCGACCGGCAGCCCGGCACGCACGAACGCAUCCGCCACAUGGGCGGCGAAGCGACGUACCACAAAGCCGACACCACGCGCGCGAGGGACAUGGACCUCGCGAUCCGGGCCUGCGUGGCGAAGUACCAUCGCGUGGAUAUCUUGGUCACUAACGCGAGUGCGAGUGCGAGUGCGAGUGCGAGUGCGUAUGCCGCCUCCACUUCAUCGCCGCCCGCGCGCCCUCUUCGGUGCCACGAAACCACAGACGAAGAUUUUGAUCGCGCACUGGCCGUCCACGCGCGCGCGCCCUUCCUCGCGUGCAAAUACGCGGUUCGUCAGAUGUUGGAUGGGCAGCCGCGGCGGUACGGGAGGGCAAGGGGCUGGAUCGUCAAUGUGGCGAGUCCGAGUCUCCAGGGGGUUGUAGCCACAGGAAGCGUGGGCGUGGGUACGGGCAUGGGGAUGAGUCCACACAUGGGCUCGCCGGGCUCGUGCGCGGGCCAAGCCGCGGCGGUGAUGCUGACCAGGCAGAUCGCUCUGGACUACGCGACGGACGCGAUCCAUUGUAAUGCUUUGUGUCCUGGGUUUGUGGAUGCUGGAUCGGGGACCUCUACGGGUGCUGGAAUUGGUUCAGGGACGCCAACGGGGAAUGCGCAUGCGCAUGCGCAUGCUCGGAGGAGCCAGACAUCAUUUCAAUCUCAACCUCACGAGGACAGGGCGGCCAUGGAGGCCGAGGAUACCGACUACACCGACGGGUCGCGGCCCAGCGAGCCCAAGCUGGGCCCUUCUCCGCCGUUUGGCGGGAGGUUGGGGACCGUGGAGGAUGUGGCGAGGGCGGCGGUAUUUCUAUGCGGCGACGACGCCGCGUGGAUCACGGGCGUGACUUUGCCGGUCGAUGGGGGAGGGUAUUUGCUGCGAUAG